AUGGACGUAGCAAUUAUUCGAGAUAUCAGCCGAUGGACUGAUGGCCUCCUAAAAUCGAUUGGAAUCAAACCACUUCCACCAACACCAUCACCACCACCACCGCCUCCCGUGACACCUGUUUCAUUAACAGGCGUACUUCUAUCACCAACAGCGAAGAACUUUGUUCGCUGCGCUGGCUUGUCUGGUACUGUGGCGAUAUGUUUAGGUGUGUACGGAGCUCAUACAAUGAAGGACAGUACAUCUGAAGAACUUCGUCGCUUAUUUCAAUUGGCGCAAACUUAUCACCUGCUUCAUUCAGUUGCUUUACUUGGUUUACCAUUAGUCAGUCGCCCGGUGAUUACUGGUUCAUUAUUGAUCAGUGGUAUAACUUUAUUUUGUGGUCCUAUGUAUUAUCAUGCUAUUCAAAACGAUGCACGAUACCGUCGUAUUACCCCAUACGGUGGACUUCUUCUUCUAGCAGGAUGGUUGUCUAUUUUUAUACUUUAA
Messenger RNA from Adineta ricciae, 486 nucleotides. Lineage: Eukaryota; Metazoa; Rotifera; Eurotatoria; Adinetida; Adinetidae. The record is from the annotation of a GenBank genome assembly.